UAACGUAAAAAAAAACAUUAGUAGCAAUGGUCGCGGUAGAAGGGGAGUGUUUUUAAUUUCUAGUGAUUUUCAGGUCAGUAUAGUUAUAAUGUACCACUGUUUGUAAAAAUCGUGUAUUAUUUUAACAAUACAGUAUGUGCGCAAGAUACCCACGAGUGCAGCGAUAAAUUGAUAACGAUGGACAGUUUAUAUUUAUUUCUAAUCGGAUUUUUUAGAAAUAAAGUGUCGACUACUAUAUACGAAUUACUCAUUUGAAGACAAUAAUUAAGCAGCAUCACGAUGAACCGCGGGGCCCGCGUCGAGCCGACGCCGCCGGAGUGCGCGCUCGCCGCCGAGAUGUUCGAUCACUUCUGCUCGGCCGGCACCAUGAAACAGAUCCUCGCUCUGCACCGGGAGAUCUGCAACACGCUCAACCUCAAACCCAACAGACUACCGGACUUCUAUCCUAAGUUAAAGGCGAAACUCGCGAACUCAUGGAAGGCCCAGGCUUUAUUCAAGAAGUUCGACGCGCGCGCCAACCACAAGGUGUACGCCAAGGGCAGGGCGUGCGCCGCCGGGAAGGUGCUCAUCAUCGGCGCCGGGCCGUGCGGCCUGCGCGCCGCCAUCGAGUGCCAGCUGUUGGGAGCUAAAGUUGUGGUGAUAGAGAAACGCGACCGCAUGUCCCGGAACAACGUGCUGCACCUGUGGCCCUUCGUGAUCCAGGAUCUGCGCGCGCUCGGCGCCAAGAAGUUCUUCGGCAAGUUCUGCGCCGGCUCCAUAGACCACAUCAGCAUCAGGCAGCUGCAGUGUAUACUCAUGAAGGUGGCGCUACUACUCGGUGUGGAGUUGCACGAAGGCGUCAGUUUCGAGGAACUCUUAGAACCUUCUGUCAACGAAAAUUCUGAAACUCUAGGUUGGCGAGCGCGCGUCCUGCCCACCGACCACGUGGUGUCUCAGUACGAGUUCGACGCUCUGCUUGGAGCGGACGGCAAGAGAAACACCCUCAACGGGUUCAAGAGGAAAGAGUUUAGAGGCAAGCUCGCCAUGGCUAUCACAGCCAACUUUAUCAACAGGCACUCUGAACAGGAAGCGAGCGUGCCGGAGAUAAGCGGCGUGGCGUUCAUAUUCAACCAGAAGUUCUUCAAGGAGUUGUAUGAGGUGACCGGCAUCGACCUGGAGAACAUCGUCUACUACAAGGACGAUACGCACUACUUCGUGAUGACCGCCAAGAAGCACAGUCUGCUCGACAAGGGCGUGCUGCUCAACGAUUUCGCGGAAGUCUCUCGUCUCCUGAGCGUGGAGAACGUAGACCGAGCGGCGUUGAUGCGUUACGCGCAGGAGGCUGCUCGCUUCUCGACGGACGGCCGCCUGCCGCUGCGGGACUUCGCGCUCAACCACUACGGGGAACCCGAUGUGGCUCUGUUCGACUUCACCUCGAUGUAUGCGGCGGAGAAUGCUAGUCUGGUGUACGAGCGUCACGGCCGCCGCCUGCUGUGCCAGCUCGUCGGCGACAGUCUCCUGGAACCGUUCUGGCCGACGGGGUCGGGCUGCGCGCGAGGCUUCCUCUCCGCCCUCGACGCGGCCUGGGCGGUGCGGGCCUGGGGACAGACGCCCACGCCGCACCCGCUGCAGGUCAUCGCCGAGAGGGAGUCCAUAUAUCGGCUGCUAGCUCAAACGACCCCGGAGAACCUGCACCGCGACUUCGGCGGCUACACCCUGGACCCGGGCACUCGCUACCCGAACCUCAACCGUGCGGCCGUCACUCCCCAUCGUGUGACGUCGUUCUACGACUCAGACGACCCUCUGCCUCUGGACGCCGCUCCCACCGCUAGGAAGAGGCGUAGAGAGGCGGAGGUCCCGGAGGAGGCGCUGGUGUCGUGGGUGGCGUGGCCGGAGCCGGGGCUGCGUGCGGCCUCCAGCCCGGCCGCCGUCACCGAGCUGCUGCGCCGCUACCGGCCCGACCUGCUGCCCGCCGCCGCCGCGCCGCGCGCCGUCUACCACAUCCUGCACCAGGAGUUUGGCAUAGCGCCGUUCUCGUCCGGCGGCACUCUCCGCGACGUCCCGGACGCUAAGCUCCGCUCGUACCUGACGCGCGUCUACAACGCGUUCAAGGGCGAAGUGCCGCACGUCCACCACCAGACGGACGUCUUCGACCAGAUCAAACAGAGCAUGCAGAAAGAGAAACACGUUCGGAACAUUGAACAUCCCGUUUCUGUGUAUGCGAUUGCGGUCGACGCCGACAAAUCCCACUCGAGCUACAGAAAGAAACGUCGCUCGGUGCGUCCCACACAAGUAAGUAACGACCCCGCCGAGUACAUACGCAAAAAGAUCGGGAAACUAGACCUUAACGACAUCACACAGCUGGCCCGCCUCAUAGACGGGCACGACAGCGUCCACGACACCGACAGACAGGCGGACAAACAGAAAGACUUGCAGGAACAGAUCCUAGCUUUACUCGACCCUGAAGAGUCCCCCGACCCUACGCAGCUACGACAGUCCUUAGCCCAACUGCUACAAGGUACUACGAAGGUCAAAGUCAAGGAGCCGAAUAAGUUAGCGCAUUACUUCCAAGAGGAUAAACCCAAGCCGGUGAAACCUCCGCGAAGGUUGAAAGGUCUCGACGCGAGCUCCAUAAGGGUACCGGACUUCUCAGAUAUCUUUGAUGACUCCGAUACAGACGCGACCGUUGUCAAAGUCGAGAACAAAAAGUCCUUCAGCAGGUCACCGUCUAUAGACAGUGCGAAGAAACCGAAUCACUUCAGAUCCUCGUCUAUUGAAAGCGGCAAAAAGUUCACUCGGUCGUCAGAAAGCCCACUACCACAGAAAGGUAGACGAUUAUCGGAAGUAGCCGACAGUCACCGAUUAAGAAACUCAUACAGUCCCGAAAUCAACGUACCCUACAAACGGUCCAACUCCAUAGGUGCGAGCGAGAUAGCAAACACUAAACGUAUAGCCCAACUAUUCGAGGGACACAAACGGAGACACACGCCCAGCCCCGAAUCGAGGACGAAACGAUCAAGUUCCGUCACCAAUCCAGAGAUGGCGUUACGUUUGCAACGGAUGACGGAAAUCAUCGAAGGAAAACGCCGAGACACCCCGAGCCCGGACAGGACCAAGAGAGAAGUCCUAGGAAACCUAGACAUGGCUGGACGAAGACAAAGAGUCGUCGAACUAAUCAAACAAGGCCAAGGACUCGGCCAAGAUCAAUUGAAACUCCCCGAAGUGCCGCAAAGAAGGAACAGCGACGAGAUGUCCUUCAAAAUGCAACGCGUAUCGGAUAUAAUGCAGCGAAAAUCAGCCGAAUCGAAACGACCUAAAACAGGCAGAAGGAAAGCUGCCCGAGAGAUAAUGAAACAGCGCUUCGAGAAGAGUCUUCAGAUGUUAGCGGCCGAACCUCGUCUCGACUUCGCGCCGUCAGCCGACCUCGAGAACGACUACGGGCUGCAGCAGUACCGCGCCAGCGCCCCGCAGUUCGGGGAGCGAGUCAAGAAGCUCGAGAAGAAACUCCAGCACUAUGAGGAGGGGCGUAUAGUCGGCGGGGGCGGUCGCACGGCGGGGGGCGGGGCUCGCGUCGCCCGAUUGGCCGCCGAACUCAGCGGAACCACCUCCAACUCCCCAACGCCGCGACCUUCGUCCAAACCGAAGGACCUCAUGCGAUCAGUAGGCAAGAUAGAGCGAGACGACUGGAAUAUGAAGGAGAUAGAACGAAAGAUCAUGGAGAACAGGCUCGGUAGGCCCGAGCCGAAGACUGCCGAACGAGUGCCGAAGUGGGAUAGAGAACAGUUCUUGGGUCGCCAACGCAAGCUGAAGGAGGGCGAGGGCAACGAGGAGAAGUGGGUCGAGAUCGACGAGACUCUGCACAAACUCGACCAGAAACUCAAGGACUCCGGCAGACCCGACCAGGGAACUAAGAAGGUUGCGAACCUUGCUACAAAGUUCGUGAAAACCGAACCGGUGGCCGAACAGUCCAAGGUGGUGCCCAAAGAGACCAAGGAGGAGUCUAAGAAGAGUUGGCGCGGUCCCGCCUUCACGGGCAUGCAGUGCGCGGCGUGCGGUACUCGCGUGUUCGCGGCUGAGGGGGUCACAGCCGACGGCCUGCAUCUGCACAGGGCCUGCUUCCGAUGCGCCGUCUGCAAGACUGUGCUGCGGCCUGGCAACUACACAAUGGAACGCUACGGCAGUCGUCUAGUGUGCCUCCGUCACUCGGGCGUGAGCGCGUCUGUGACGGACGCGGGUCACGUCCCGCCCGCCGCGCCCACGCCCGAGAGGAUCAGCAUCGAGCUGUCCGACAGCGGCGCCAGGGAGAUCGACGAGGACGAGUGGACCGACAGGAACUGCCUCGCCUCGGAGACCAGCGGGGCCGGCGGACUCAGCGACGAAGACGAGUCUAGUUCGGACGAGUACCGCGACGCGGCGGACAGCGACAACGAGGCGGCGGCCUCGCCCCCGCCGCCCCCCUCCGCCCCGCGCCCGCACCACUCCGACCUCUACUUCUCGGACGACUCGUUCGGAUACGACGACUAUUCCGACGAUGGUAACGAGUCAUCGGGCAACGAGUCUUGCUCGCGCAUGCGGGCGGCGCGCGAGGCCCGCCGCCGCGAGGUGCCGGCGGACGCGCGCCCGCCCACCGACAGCAGCGAGGUACCGCGCUGCGCCGUCGCCUACCCGCCCGCCAUCCUGGUGACGGAGGCCACGCCCCCGCGCCCCGCCCCGCGCCCCGCCGACUACCCCCUCAGCAGGACGCGCUCCGCCGGCGGACUCGCCACCAAGCGCGCGCUAGAACUCAAGCGACGAUACCUGCUCGGCGAGCCCUCCCCUCCCGCAGUCAGGAAGUCAGACUCCACCUCCCAGAUAGAUACCAAAUUCGAAGCCUUCAGAUCCAGCAUCACAGAGUUCCAGAAGAUGUUGCAUCCCGCGCCUGCUCAACACACACAAAAGCCCGUCGUUACCUUCCAGUUGUCCACCGACGACAAAGCUAAACCAAUGCCGGAUAUCAUCAAGAAUCUAGUCGGCGAUGCGCCCGUAGACCUACUCACUAAAGUCGACUCGCCUCUCAUUAAAGAAUGGAAGGCGGAGUCCUCGAAAGACGAGAAAGAUCCGGACUUGGAUUCGGAUUCGUUAUCCGAAGACGAUUCUUCGAACACCGAGACCGCUCCCAACCAGUCUGUACCGAGAGUGGAGGUCCACGACGAGGGGGGAGAGUUGAUCCAACUGGACAGCUUAAUGUUGAUCACUAGUACCGAGGACGAGAAGGCGUCGGGCACGGCCACGGUGACCGGUACCACGAUACUGGCCGCGGCCGAGUCCGAGUCGUCGGAGUCGUGUCGCGACGCCACUACUCUGGCGCUCACCGAGACCGAGCUCUCGGACUGGGCGGCCGAGAGCGCCGUCUUAGACGACUGCGGCUUCGACGACAAGGAAGAACGGAAGAGGAACAAGAACCCUCGGACAUUGAGCGGUCCCAAACUAGUUCACGACGCCAAGAAUAUAGCAGCUGUCGCGUCGCACGUCUGCGGCCGAACCAGCCCGAGCGAGACUGUCGUGUACUCCAACGCGCUCGAACACUUCGAGUUCGCCGACGAGGGCGACCAGGACCCCUCCCUCGAGACCCCCGCCACGCCCAAGAACGAGGGCUACAUGGAACUGGUGGACAACGACUACGACACCUACUCCCCCGGCAACGACCGGUCCAUGAACUUCAUCGAACGAAGCUUCUCAGAAACAGUGUUCAAACCAGUCAGCCAGGAAAAUAGCUACAGACAAAACUUGUGCUCCAUAGACUUAGAUCAAAUCGAAGAUAUAGACGCCGACACCGAACCACUAGAAACGAAGUCGCCGAUCCUCUUAAAGUCAGUAGAAAACGAAAUCAGCGAUAAAUCGACGAGCGAUAGUUUACACAAAACAGACAGCGUUCAGAGAACAGACAGCAUGUUUAAGACGGAGAGUAUAUUCAAAAGCGAGACCUCGCCUAUAGAGGAGACACGCGAACCUCAAAUAGAAAAUGUUGUAGAAAAUAAAAUAGAAAACUUGAGUUUAUCGGAGUUGUCUCCGCCUUUAGAGGACAAAGUGGUCGAAGCGGGGAAUUCCGAGAUCUCUCCGCCGUUAGUACCUGAGACGCCGAACGUGAAGUACUCGAUGGCGAUAUCGUUCACGUCGCCGUGUACCAUCCGGCUGUACUCGCCGGCCAUCUGCCGCUCCGCCAGCGAGACCUUCAACAGAUCUACCUCACGCAGUACGGACUCGCCGACGCGAAGCUUCGAGCUCUCGGCGUCCAUUAACCUGAGUUCGGGCUCGCUGUCGCCCGUCAGCCCCGUACCGGCUCGCGACACCACAGACAAGGUGCAGGAGAUCAAACGCGAGCGCGAAGAGCAGACCGAGGUUGUAAGGAGAUUGGUUUUGGAACGCUUGGGCAGCGGCCCCAAAGCUGGGCGCAAGUCGGUUAAGAGGUCGCGAGCGUCGCCCGCCGCCGUCCCGCCCCCGGUGCCCCCGCCCCCCUCACUGCCUGCCCCGCCCCCUACGCUUCCGGCCCCACCCCCGCCGCCCCCGCCCCGCCCCGCACCGCCCCUCAUGCCGCUUACAGUCACGCCCUCGUUCUCAGACCCAGAGCUUGCCCGCGAGAGGCGAAGCAAGAGCAUCAUGAAAAGCAUUUCUAAUUAUCUAAACCGGCGGCUGGGACCCCGACACAAGUCGCAUUCGGAUCCGGAUCUUCAGUGGCACGAACCGCAGUCGCUGUCGGGGCCCCACAAGUCGACGGGGGCCCUGCAGGAGGCGCCCCCCGUGCCCCCGCCCCCGGCUAGCUACUGUCCCCCCGUCGAACAUCGGUCUACGCAUCGAAUACCAGCGGCGGGGCUGAGCUCGGGCAGUGCGGCCGACGUGGACGAGCGAGACGCCAUGCAGCUGUGGUUCGAGGCGCGCUGGGCGAGGCUGGUUGCCCAGCGUCGGGCGCGGGAGGAACACCGCGACGAGCCCACCGCCCGCCGCCUCGCGAGGCUCGAGCGACGCCUCACACGGCCUCUGUCUGCUGAACAGCAGGCGGCGACGGUAGCAGAACUAGUGCAAGUGUCCGCGCAGAGGGACGCGCACCAAGCUCUGAUGGCAGCUGAUAGGAGGCGAAGCGCCGGCGGCGGCGUCUGCGACUAGCUCACUCGGCGUCGGUCCCGGGUUCAAUCCGCGCGCACUCGCUAUUACAUAACGCUGAAACACUAAGUUACCUCAUUUUGUGCGGCAUUGGUAUAUAAACACUAGAGACACAGUCCCGAAUAAGAUCAACCGUUACACUAAUUUCAAUCUUAGGUACGUGUUUUAAAGUUGAUUUUACGUCGUCGAUCAAUUUGUGUAUACUUUAAAUUACUCAUCCAAGAACGACGCACAGCAAAAUGUUAAGGCAAUUAAAAAGAUCACUUACCUAAGUAUAUUAUUAAAUGAUGUAACGGUUUACUCACGCGUAUUUAUCGGGGUAGUUCGACUCGCGA
This is a messenger RNA of Trichoplusia ni (cabbage looper), 7451 nucleotides long. It is a transcript of the gene Mical, whose product is annotated as F-actin-monooxygenase Mical. The coding region runs from base 280 to 7119 and encodes 2279 amino acids. NCBI's taxonomy places the organism in Eukaryota, Metazoa, Arthropoda, Insecta, Lepidoptera, Noctuidae. The record is from RefSeq and is a predicted model, not a curated record. The transcript is spliced from 27 exons.